AUGGAUGAACGAAGAAUUGGUGCAGAAGAACGAGGAAUGGAUAUAGAAGUGGGUGAGGAAAACGGAAGUGUUGGUGAUAAAGUAAGGACGGUUGGAGAUGAAGUAAGGAAGGUUGGAGACGAAGAAGGAGUGCCUGGCAGCGAAGAGCGAAACCCUGGCGGUGAAGGGAGCAGUCCUGGUGGCGAAAGGCAAAAUCCCGGCGGUGACGACAACGCAGCGGAGGGUGGCGAACAGAGCCAAGAAAUUGUGAUUGAAAGAGCGGGAGAAGAAAUGCAAACGGCUGGAAAAUCGUGGCCAGAUAUUGUUAGUUCGCAGAAUUUAAGUUAAGGAGUUGUUCCGUUACCACAUGCUCGGUUUGGUGCUAAGGUCAUCGAUGCAGUGUUAAAAUGUGUAAGACAAGAUACAAUUAAAUGUGUGCAACAAGUUCCUGGACCUCGGUAUCGUUUGACUUUUCGCUCGUUGGAAUAUAAACAAUUAUUUUUAGAUCAACCGUUUUAUUUGCGGGGUGAACGAGUUAUUGCUCAAGAGCUUGAUAUGGCCACGUUACAAGCGAAAAUUUUGUAUGCCCCUAGUGAAAUUUCUAAUCAAACGAUAGCUGCAACGUUGGCGAAGUAUGGCAAAAUAGUGAAGGUGGAUCGGGAAAUGUAUCGUGAUUGGCCUAAUGUCGAAACUGGGGUUCGACUGGCAACAAUGAGUGAAUUAACUGAGGGGAUUCCCCGUCGUCUCUUUAUUGGCCCUUAUCCGAUAGAAACUAGAUAUCGUGGGCAAGUGCCUUUAUGUGGUCGAUGUGGCGAAUAUGGUCAUCGAGUUGCUACAUGUUCGAAUGAUGUAAAGUGUUUCAAGUGUGGUCAAAAUGGUCACAUACAACGUCAAUGUUUCAAGUGUUUUCUAUGUGGACAGUUUGGGCAUGUCAGGGCAAAUUUUCUCGAGAAUCGACGUGACGUGUCCAAUGACAGCGAUGAUGAAACGUCGGAAAGUAAUUUGAGUAACGAUAUUGGUCGUGAUGAAGACCGUAGCGUAGACUCUCGGUCGAAUGAUGAAGAUAUGGACCCUGUGGACUCGACAAGUUGUAAGGAUCCAGGUGACAUCAGAGAUGAAGUCAUGAACAAGAUAUAUAAUGAUGUCAGCCAAUCUUACUCAGCAGAACAAGGAUCUGUUCAAACCGUCGAGAACAACAAAAGAAAAGCAGAAAAGGACGUUUCCAUACCUGACGAAGGUGUUAAGGUUCCUGGAGACUCCACUGACCAACGU
This is a messenger RNA of Paramuricea clavata, 1251 nucleotides long. Lineage: Eukaryota; Metazoa; Cnidaria; Anthozoa; Malacalcyonacea; Plexauridae. The record is from the annotation of a GenBank genome assembly.